AUGCCUGACAAACAUAAGUUCAAGUUUCUAAACCAUUUCAAGUCAAAGGAAGAAGAACCCCCACUUCUGUUGGGCCUGACAUCAUCACCUUCUCCUUCGAACGCUCAUCAUCACCAAAAUGCUAAUACCUCAACGUCAAGCAACAAUAAAAAGAUCUUUGGUUUCUUUGGUAAACACGAUUCAAGUGACUCGCUUGCUACGACAUCACCAACUCAAACUAAUUCAUCGGAUGUUACUAACACACACGUUUCAAGCCAACAUCAAAUCGCAUCACCAAAACCGCUAAGUAGCAGAAUCAACGGCACUACUGGUGGGUUACCGCACCAAGGAAAUUCCCCAAACUCACCCUUGGCUGUUCCUCCGCCUCCUCCACCCACAAUUACAACUCCAACUCCAAUGGUUCAGCACGUGGACGCUGCGGUUUCUCCCGCUGCCAUUCCCCACAACAAACUGGUCCCAUCGUCGUCCGCGAUCGACUUGAGAAAGUUCUUUCGAGGCGGGAAAAAGAAGGAUCUGCUGCUGCCCCACGGUACUCCCCAGGGAACACUUUCCACCACUUCUUCUAUAUCUUCCAACACACCUCAUAAUAAUAAUAACCAGCAAACUUCGCCCUUACCCAUCAGAGGGUCGCUGGUGUCGCUUGCCAACUUGAUCAACCAAACAAGCUCUCAAUUGGUCCAAUCUGCCCAACAACAUCAUAGCUACUCUCAUACAGCCAAUGGUGGUGGUACAGGAGGAACUGGACCAGGAGGAAUUCUGUUGUUUGGGUCGACAGGGUCGCCUUUGAUUUCCAAAUAUGGGAAAAUGGGGAAAGAACUUGGUUCUGGGGCCGGAGGCUCUGUUCGACUCAUUACUCGUCCUUCGGAUAACAAGACGUUCGCGGUGAAAGAGUUUCGACCCAAACGAGCGGAUGAAUCGUUGAAAGAUUAUACCCGGAAAUGUACUGUAGAAUAUUGUAUUGGUUCUACGUUGAGACAUCCUAACAUCAUCAGAACCAUUGAUAUUAUUCAUGAACUGAAUCGUUAUUUCGAAGUCAUGGAGUAUGCUCCUAUAGAUUUUUUUACGGUGGUUAUGUCUGGAGAAAUGACAAGACAAGAAAUCAAUUGCUGUCUUAAACAAAUCAUAGAAGGUGUUAGUUAUUUGCAUUCAUUAGGUUUAGCUCAUCGUGAUCUUAAAUUGGACAAUUGUGUGCUAACUACCAGAGGUAUACUUAAGAUUAUAGACUUUGGAAGUGCAGUAAUCUUCAAGUAUCCCUAUGAUCAGUAUGGGAAUUCUACAACCAUUCACCCCUGUCAUGGUAUAGUUGGAAGUGAUCCAUAUUUGGCACCUGAGGUGUUACGGUCGUCUCAUUCUUAUAAUCCUCAACCUGUCGAUUUAUGGUCAAUUGGAAUUAUUUAUUGUUGCAUGACACUUAAACGAUUCCCCUGGAAGAUCCCUGAUCCAGCCACAGAUAACUCGUUCAAGUUGUAUAACAUGGUUGAUGAUAAUUGGCAUGAUUACGAAUUGAGUAACGAACUGCACAAAUUGUUGUUACAACAACGGAAGUUAAAGAAUAUGAUUGUCCGUCUGAAUAAGCGUAAGAAGUUGUUAGAGAAACAGCAACAACAACAGCAUCAGACAGAAGAUAUUUCACCAGCAAAGGAGUUAGAUAAAAUUAACUCUGAACUUCAAGUUCAAACUUUCCCCACCCCAGCAACCACUCCUUCUGUCGAUCCUUCUGCCAUGGAAGAGGAACCGGCCAGUUCUAACGCUGAUUCAAAUUCUAACGUCAGGGAAAACGCACAUGAGGGAACCUCAAUUGAGGCUCAUGGUGGCCAUGAAGAUGAGACAUUGAAGUCAACUAAGGCGAACAGUGAACUUCUUAGUGGUGAACAGGUGGAAGAGAUUAUGCAACAGUUGAAACAGAUUGACGAUAAGCUUGAAGAGUUUGAAAAGACCAAACACGAAAAGAAACUCAUAUGGCAACAAGCAGUGAAUAAGAUUGACGUUCCAGCACCAGAAGAAGAGUCUCCGGAUAAAAAGAAGAAACAGAUCCAUGGACCUUAUCGUUUGAUGAGACUUCUUCCUCAUGCUUCACGACCAAUAAUUUCUCGGAUGUUGGAGGUAGAUCCAAAGAAGAGAGCCACCAUUGAAGAGAUUUUGAACAAUGAGUGGAUCAAGGAAAUUGAAUGCUGUACAUUGAAGUUAGCCAUCACUGAUGACGAUGAUGAUGAUGAGCUUCUUCCUGGAAACCCACCACAUAAGCAUACAAUUGUAACCGAAGGACAAUGA
Lizanozyma spartinae is the source of this 2271-nucleotide messenger RNA. It is a transcript of the gene HRK1, whose product is annotated as putative serine/threonine protein kinase. Bases 1 to 2271 code for a protein of 756 amino acids. NCBI's taxonomy places the organism in Eukaryota, Fungi, Ascomycota, Pichiomycetes, Serinales, Debaryomycetaceae. The transcript has a single exon. The record is from RefSeq and is a predicted model, not a curated record. Gene Ontology annotation, molecular function: ATP binding; protein serine/threonine kinase activity. Gene Ontology annotation, biological process: protein phosphorylation; intracellular signal transduction.